Peronospora farinosa is the source of this 906-nucleotide messenger RNA. NCBI's taxonomy places the organism in Eukaryota, Oomycota, Peronosporomycetes, Peronosporales, Peronosporaceae. The record is from the annotation of a GenBank genome assembly.
AUGAUAGUGACGAGCUUGUACACGACGCUGCUGUUGUCAGUGGUAUUAGUGGAGAACCCCGUGCAUGCAGAGGUCAAGUCCAGGUCAGACAAUACAUGCCGCUCAGCUGGUGUGCUUAAAUUUGACCUAAACACGCAUCCCAUGCAACGCACGAAGGGUAUGGAAGUCUGUAGCAAGUAUCGCAAGAGCACGUGCUGCAAUGCCACACAUGGGCAUGCUCUCCGGCUGAAAAUUCGCGAGCCGGUGGUGGCCCAAUUCAGCCGCAAGUGUCAAGCUCUCACGGAAGAAAUGACCUGUUCGUCGUGUCAUCCUCUCAUGGGUACAUGGGAGAUGAAAAACGUGUGCCCGAGUCUGUGUAAUGACUGGUAUAAAGUCUGUAAAGACGAAUACUAUGCUCACAGUGGAGCUGGUACGUUGACUCCUUGUUAUGGCAACGCGCUGGUGUGCUCACCGCUCAAGGCGAUCACCGACAAUGGCGCAAAUUUCUGCGUCUACAUGGGCUUCCACGUGGGCAGCGAAGCGGAUGCCGAGGGCAUCGACUGCUUUGACGGAUCUGUUCCGGAGAUGAUAGGUGAAGUCGAGCCUACUGAACCAUUGCAAGUACGUCUGCAGCGUAUGCUGGAAGAGGAGGCUGAGAACCCUUCAGGACUGUUCAUCGCGGGCGUCUUUAUUCUCAUCACGAUGGUAUUGAUGGGACGCAGGCUCGUGAGGCAGAUUGGCGACCCAUUUGGCGGUGACCAACUCAGCCUCGAGGAGGUACGUCGUGUACAACAAGAGCGCUAUGAACGUGGUGAACAAAUGUACGACGACGAGACCGACAGCAGCAGCAACGAAGAGAUGGAGCUGCGGCCAACUAUUAACCAAGAGAUUGAUGAGACUGAAAAUAACACUUCGGGUACCUCAUAA